Molecule: messenger RNA, 1511 nt
Organism: Prorocentrum cordatum
Lineage: Eukaryota; Dinophyceae; Prorocentrales; Prorocentraceae
Source: the annotation of a GenBank genome assembly
CACCCCGCACGCCCGCUGCCCGCGUGCCGCAGAUGCCCGCCCGUGGCCAGCCGCCCUGCCGCCGCGCGCCCCUCGCCGCCUGCCUCCUCGCCCUCGCCGCCUCCGGCGCUGGCGCCCGCGAGGCGCGCCGGGCCUCCAGCGGUGCCGUAGCAGACGCCCCGGCGGCGACCGCGGACCCGCCCCCCGCGGGGAACACCUCGGGCCCGGCGCCGCCUGGCGCGGAGGCAUGCCUGUGGCAGGGGGACGCGCGCGGGUGCGGCGCGGUCCGGGACGAGGGCCUCUGCCUGCGGAGCGUCGACGGGCGGCCCUGGAGGCAGUGGCGGGGGCACCUCGUGCACGGGCAGCCCUGCGCCUGGUGCGGCGGCGAUAGCUGCCUGGAGGGCGCCACGGCGCUCUGCGCGCCCGCGGACUGGGUGCGGGGCCGGCUGCGAGUCACCGUGGGCAGCUGCAGCGCAGCGGCACCGUCGGAGUGGCCGGCGCCCGGCUUCGCCUGCGCGGCGAGGGGCGCGGCGGCAUCCUCGAGCGUCAACCACUUCUACUACACCUUCACCGCGGGGUCUCUGGACGACUGCAAGCGCCUCUGCUCCUCCGAGGGGUACUGCAGGGCCAUUGAGUACCAGGCCCUCGACGCGAAGUGCCUGCUCUGGUGGCACCCCGUCGAGUCCGUCGAGCCGAGGCCGGGGCACACGUGCGCCAUCGUGCGCGGCGCCGAGCUCGUCGAGCUGCAUUCGACCGAGAUGCUUGCGUCGAUAUUGGCCGAGGCACCGGCGCCGGCGCUCGCGAAGCUGAACCUGACCGAGGUGGCAGCACCAGCCUCGGACCCGAGCACGACGGAGGGCCAGGAGCUCCUCGGCGAGGUGGGCUCGACCUCGGACCCGAGCACGACGGAGGGCCAGGAGCUCCUCGGCGAGGUGGGCUCGACCUCGGACCCGAGCACGACGGAGGGCCAGGGCCUCGGCGAGGAGGGCUCGACCUCGGCAGAGACGGAGGGAGGUUUCGAAGUGGUGCUGAUGCCCAGCGACACGCCGGGCGCGCAGCAGAGCUUCUGCUCUGGCCCCGCGUGCUGGGCCCUCGCCGGCGCGGCCCUGUGCGCCGGGGUCGCCGCCUGCGCCGCGCCCCUGCUCUGGCAUGCCUGCCGCGCGCCGCGCCGCACCACCAGGGCGGCGGAGCUGCAGCGGGCGGCGGACCUGCAGGACGAGCACUGGGACUUCGAGGACUUCGACGCCGGCUCCUCCGACGACUUCGGCAGUGCCCCGGCCGCCGCCGCCGCCUCCGAGCCCGGGGCGCUGGAGCCCCUCGGCGCCGCUGCGGGGACGGCCCCGCUCCCCGUGCUGCUCGGGCCGGCGGCCGCGCGGCGGCCAGGGCCCUUCGAGGGCUUCAAGCCGCGCCGCCGUUUUUUUUCUUUUUGGUUACACCUCGGCGAGGCAGAAAGGCCUCGCGCGAUGCGCGCUCGGAGUUCCCGAAGCGAUCCGAGCGAAUUCGAAGUGAGCAGCGCGUGUGUGUAUAUAUGA